CUGACCUUGAAACAACGCGCGCCAUCCGUUAGGGUUGUCACUUAUCAUGAGUGUAUUUCUCGAGCUGAUUUUGUGUAACUGCUUUUCAAGACGUUACAGCUGAAAGUGUUUUGACGUCAAGGUUUCAUACUUAUCAUUUGUCAAUAGCAAUGGCUAGUAGUAAAUAUCCGGUAAAGAAGUACACCUGCCCGAUUCAGAUUAAAUGUCUUUCUUGUAAGCAUGAAGAAAAUACUACUCUAGUUUUUGAUUCAUUGGAUCUUACGUCUGAAAUGAACAGUCCCAUUAAUUUGAGUCCUAUUGCUUUGGAUUGUGAAAUGGUUGGGGUUGGACUCAAAAAUUCUAAUGCUUUAGGACGCAUUAGUAUUGUUGACUAUGAGGGAGAAGUUUUAUGUGACGUCAUAGUUAAACCUGAAGGAGAAAUUUGUGAUUAUCGCACAAAAUGGAGUGGAAUACGUGAAGAAGAUAUGUCUCGUGCAAUACCUUAUUCCUAUGUUCGAGAGCGCGUUGAAAAAAUCAUACAUAAUCGUAUUGUAAUAGGACAUAUGCUGAAGAAUGACUUCGCCGUAUUAAAUAUGAAGCACCCUCCUCAUUUGGUACGUGACACUUGUAGGGUUCCAUAUCCUAAGUUGCUUGCUGGUUUUUCCAUGAAACCUCAAAUUGGCCUAAGAGCCCUUACUCUCCGGCUUUUCGGCAUUAAUAUUCAAAAUGCUGAACAUUGUUCAAUUGAAGAUGCUCGUGCAUCAAUGGCAAUUUAUCGUUUAGUUCAAGAUAUAUGGGAAGCGGAUUUACUUAAAACAAAUAAAAAACAAUUUUUAAAGCAGCAUUCUAAUGAUCAUUCUAAAUCCAUAUGUUCUAUCGAUAAUUGUCAAGAAGAUAAAGCAUCGUCAUCAUCAUUAUCAUAGAAACUUUUGAUAGUUUUUUUCUAAUUUGUAUAUAUUUCAAAAGAGUAUCAUAUAAAAUCAGUCAACCAUAUCAGUGUUGGAUAAUAUUCAUAACAUUUGUGUUAACAUUAACGUAUCCGAAAACAAAUCCCUUCACUAUUGAACCUAUUUGAUAAGAAUAUAAAACUAUUUUGUUUGUUUGUUUUUUCUGAUGGAAUUCUUUCCACUUUAUUUGUAACAAAAUCAUAUCAUACAUUAUGCAUAUAAACGUUUAGUAAUAAUCUUU
Molecule: messenger RNA, 1167 nt
Organism: Schistosoma bovis
Lineage: Eukaryota; Metazoa; Platyhelminthes; Trematoda; Strigeidida; Schistosomatidae
Source: the annotation of a GenBank genome assembly